Molecule: messenger RNA, 2064 nt
Organism: Pieris macdunnoughi
Lineage: Eukaryota; Metazoa; Arthropoda; Insecta; Lepidoptera; Pieridae
Source: the annotation of a GenBank genome assembly
AUGUCUCCGAAGACUAACAGGGGGAGUGAAGAAACUGACUCUGGGUCAGAUUCAGAUAGUGGAUCCAGUGGCAGCCGUAGUAAAAGUGGCAGUCCUGCACCAUCUGGGAAAGAAGGUAGUAGGUCUAGGUCAGCAUCUCGAGGUUCUGUGAAAUCAGCAAGCCAGUCACCAAAAUCUAACCACUCUGCUCGAUCAAGGAAAUCAUCUGUAGCUUCAAAUGCUUCUAGAAGUAAAUCAAAUUCACCUGUAGGAUCAAAUAGAUCGGGAUCUGUUCAAAGCAACAAAUCUGGUUCUUCAAGUCCUAAGUCUCAAGCAUCUGGCAGUCCUAAUAGGGCUUCAAAAUCAAGGUCAAGAUCGAGAAGUGGAUCUGUUAGUGGAAGGUCUAGAUCGGGAAGCCCGAAAUCUGGUCCUCAGACACCAAAGUCACGAUCACAGAGCCCUAAGUCUGGCUCAGGGAGUCCAAAGUCAAGAUCCCAAAGUCCAAAGUCUCGAUCUCAAUCCAAGUCACCGGCACCUAAGGCUAAAAGUGGAUCUCGGUCAGCGAGUGAAAGCCCUCAGCGGAAGUCAAGGUCUAGGUCAGGCAGUGCUUCAUCAAGGUCUAAAAGUGUUGGCAAAGAUGACAGUCGGUCAAAUUCACCAAAUCUCAUGAUAGAUGACCAGGAGGAGAAAGAAAAAUCUAAGUCCAAGAGCAGAUCUAGGUCAGGUUCAAGACAAUCGAAAUCUCAUUCAAGAAGUAAAUCCAAAAGCAGAUCGAGAUCACAUUCAAAAAGCUCAAAUGCUUCUGAUGCAGCUGAGAAAAAGAAACGUGCAGUAUUAUCAGACUCUGAGAGUGAUGAAGAAAAAAGUAGUAAGAGGAAGAAAGAUUCUGACAGUGGUUCAGAGACAAGUGGUAAACCUAAGAAGAAAGUCAAAAGGCUUGAUUCAGAUGAUGAAAAUCAGGAAAAGGCUGAUGGGGAUGGCGUAACGGCCGACGCUCUUUUUGGUGAUGCAUCUGACAUAAGUUCGGAUGAAGACAAAGGUAAGCGAUCUGACAGAUCCCGCUCGAGGUCCAGAAGUCGGAGCCGAAGCAGAGAUAAAUCUGAUGAUGGGAGACGGUCUGAUGAUGAUAAAAGGAGUGGAGAUGAGGAAAACCGCGGAAAACCGGAAGAAGAAGAGGAAGUAGAGAUCCCAGAGACCCGUAUUGACGUGGAUAUGCCCAAAAUAUGGACUGAGUUGGGCAAAGAGCUGCAUUUUGUGAAAUUGCCCAACUUCUUGUCAGUUGAGACGCGGCCUUAUGAUCCUGCUACGUAUGAAGACGAAAUUGAUGAAGAGGAGACACUGGAUGAAGAAGGUCGAGCCAGACUAAAGCUUAAAGUAGAAAAUACAAUUCGUUGGCGAACAGUGUUUGACAAAGAAGGCAACGCGGUGAAGGAAUCGAACGCGCGAAUGGUGAAGUGGUCGGACGGAAGUAUGUCUUUGCACCUCGGUUCUGAGAUAUUCGACGUUUAUAAACAGCCUUUGCAUGGCGAUCACAACCAUCUAUUCGUUCGUCAAGGUACCGGUCUCCAAGGACAAGCGGUGUUCCGAACGAAACUUUCAUUUAGGCCCCACUCAACCGAUUCCUUCACUCACCGAAAGAUGACGCUCUCAGCCGCAGAUCGUUCGACUAAAACCUCUGCUAUUAAGAUCCUGUCGCAAGUCGGAUCAGACCCUGAUGCUGAUAGGAAAUAUCAACUUAAGAAAGAAGAAAUGGAGCUCCGCGCAGCGAUGCGUUCCCGCGCUUCUACAAGACCCAAGCGACGGUCAGGCGGUGGUGGAACUGCUGCGAGAGCCAAUAGGGAUGACUCUGAAGACGAAGGCGGAGUGUCUCUGGCCGCUAUCAAGAAUAAAUACAAGCAGGGAGCUAAAGGUCAAGCCUCAGCUAUAUAUUCAUCGGAAUCAGAUGGUUCUGAUAUGGAAACGCGCCGUGCUCGAAGACUCGAUCGGGCGAAGGCUCUCAAGGACUCGGAUGAUGAAGGAAGUGACGCAGAUGCAAAUACCCAGAAGAGCCAUAGUGCUUCUAAUUCUGGGAGUGGGAGCGAGUGA